Messenger RNA from Cladophialophora immunda, 2681 nucleotides. RefSeq lists its product as uncharacterized. Gene Ontology annotation, molecular function: phosphoric diester hydrolase activity. NCBI's taxonomy places the organism in Eukaryota, Fungi, Ascomycota, Eurotiomycetes, Chaetothyriales, Herpotrichiellaceae. The record is from RefSeq and is a predicted model, not a curated record. The transcript has 2 exons. Gene Ontology annotation, biological process: lipid metabolic process. The coding region runs from base 626 to 2176 and encodes 516 amino acids.
CAAAGAGAGGCCCAGUGUUAAAACAUCCAGCAUUCCUGGCACUCGAAGGCCUUUGCUUUGUUCUUCUCCGUCGACCUCUGCAGUCACCGACUCUGUUGUCUAUCCAACUUUCUCUUCUCUUUCACUUUUUCCUGAGAGUGCUGCUCCCACAUCGUCCCCCACCCGCAGCUAGCCCACCAUCCACCUCGGUCCCUGGCAUCAGCCAUCUCAAAAGUCACUGCAGUCCUCCGUACUCGCUCGCUAGGUAUCGAUAAACCUGUUCACCCCUCCCACCACUUAUCAACCUUCGAGUCCAGCAAGCCAUUCGUCGCCGUCACUAUUACCCUCGUCACGACUCGCUGCCAGCUCAGCAAAGUCCUGCCCGUCAUGCAAUAGAACCAGCCCAACCACCCCCCCCGUCCACCUUUCGGGUUGUCGGUGAAGCGUUUUCGCUUCGGUUAUCCCUCGAAUAGAGAAGAGCGGGUCUUGAACCGAAAACCACUGGCCUGCGCCGUCUCGCCCGUUUGGCCCUCUGCCCCCCCCAUCACGCGACCAAGUGCAGUUUAUCCCCAAACCCACCGCUUGCGGCGUCCCAGAGCCUUGCAACCUGCGCUCCCGGGCUUCUAAGCACACCACGCACCCAAGCAUGCUUCAACAUUCGCCCUCUGCCAUCCGGGCCAUCCGCAAUGACACAAGUUCCUCGUUCACCGACGAAUCAUCAGCCAAUUCCGAGCGUGUCCCUUUCUUGACGCAGGAACAGACCUUUAUAAGGUGCCCGGAUCUCGAAGAUGGAUCUCUCAGAGAUCCCGCCACCGCCGCUGCCGCCGUCAGCCCCGAUACCCUGAAAGGGUCCACAAUCACUUGCCUCGAAACCUCGUCCUCUUUUGAUCACCGCAGCUCCAGUUCCUCUUCUAGAUGGCGCUGGACAGAGAGCCUGCCGGUGUUGAACCAAUUGUUGGGUGGGCGCCGUACGGUGGUGCAUAAAGGGCACGUUGUCGAAAGAGGCUCAUUACACAAAUCCAUCCCGACCACACCGCUGAGGAGAGUGUUACGCCUCCUGGCCCUGACGCUGAUGUUAUUAGGAAUUCUCGAAUUUAUUGCACUGGCAUGCGGCCUCGUCCUGUCCUUCUUUCCCGAUGACGCAGACGACGAAUUCGACGGAUGGAACCCCUCCCACAGCACCUCUCGCGAGCUGGGACACUGGCCUACCGAUUUUUCCGCCGACAUCCAUCCCGUGGCCUGCCACUCGCACAAUGAUUACUGGCGAAAAGAACCCUUGUUUUCAGCACUCGAGGCCGGCUGCACAGGAGUGGAGGCGGACGUGUGGCUCUAUGAUCAAGAUUUAUACGUGGGACAUUCCACAGCGUCUCUGACACCCGAGCGAACCCUCCGCAGCUUGUACAUCAAUCCAUUGGUGAAAAUCCUAGAUCAGCAAAAUCCUCAUACAUCUUUCCAUCCCACGCUGGACAACCCUCGAAACGGCGUCUUCGACACGAGACCCUCUCAGUCCCUUGUCCUCCUGAUAGAUUUCAAGAAUGAGGGCCACAGGAUUUGGCCACAUGUCUCUGCACAGCUCCAACCCCUCCGAGAGCGAAGAUUCCUCAGUUACUUCAACGGCUCUGGCUUUGUCGAAGGGCCCGUCACCGUGGUUGUCACGGGAAAUGCCCCGUGGGAUGAGGUGGUGGCCAACGAGACAUAUCGCGAUAUGUUCUUUGAUGCACCCCUGGACUUGAUGGGCAAGCUUACUGACAACAGUGACGCUUCCGAGGCUCCCAUGGACAUACAAGGCGGUGAGCUAGACAAGCGGUGGGGUCAAAAUCAAGGCCAAGGCCGCUCCGGUGCCGCGCCUACAGACCCUGCAGUCUACUCGCAAGCCAACUCGUACUAUGCCUCUGUGUCCUUCAACUCGGCCAUCGGCUGGCCUUGGCGUGGCACACUCUCUCGCCGUCAGCUCGAAAUGAUGCGCAAGCAGAUUGCGGGUGCUCACGCACGUGGACUCAAAGUCAGGUACUGGAGCGUGCCCAGCUGGCCCAGAGGAAUGAGAAAUUAUCUCUGGCGGACAAUGGUCAAAGAAGGCGUGGAUUAUUUGAACGUGGACGAUUUGAAAUCGGCCACCUCGGGCGAGUGGAACUGGGACAAGAAAGGUCCUUGGUUCAGCGGGCCGUGGAAGUUCUGGCCAUCCAAGGCCGUCGCAUGAGCCGAAAACGUAUGGGACACGAAGACAACGCCAUGACUGGAAGAUUGAAGACGAAUGUUACUAGAUACGACCAUAUGAGACUCCACACGCCCAAGACAAUGGCGAUGGAAAUGAGAGCUUUGGUCGAGAUUGACCCCGUGAAAUAGAGGUCCAAAACUACGCGCAGGGUUUCACGGAAUUACAACAGCCAUUGGAUGAUGGCCGAGCCAGGCGUUCAUCGGAAAAGGGAUGGAGUUUUGCAUGUCGUUACUGCCAGGGACACGGGCAGCAUUAUGAUACCCAAGUUUAGAGCAUACAUCGGUCACAGGAUGAGUCGCAAUACAACGAUACUGGGCUUCAAGGUGUGAGUGGUUGUGCCAUGAUCUCAUUUCCCUUCUCAUCAGUGCCUUCCUUCACCUCCUCCAGCCACGUCAACAGCAUCCAAUGUCGUUCUUGAUCAGAAGGGUCGCCAUUACCCUGCGUGAGCUUGUUCUCUUGGGCUCCCGUCAAUCUAAAAACGCCUCGC